CACUUCGACAUCAAGCCGCACAACAUCCUGUUAGACAGUGAUUUCACCCCAAAAAUUGCUGACUUUGGGCUGGCGAAACUGUACCCCAGGGACAACAGCUUUUUGCCAGUGAGUGCUGCCCGGGGAACAGUUGGUUACAUAGCUCCUGAGAUGGUGUCCCGUAGCUUUGGCGCCAUAUCCUCCAAGUCUGAUGUCUACAGCUUCGGGAUGUUGUUGCUAGAGAUGGCCGGAGGACGGAGGAACGUGGACCCACAAGCGUCAAGAAGCCAGACGUACUACCCGUCAUGGGUGUACAAUCAGCUGUCUCGGCAAGAGGCUGUUGGUAUCCAUCAGGUGGAGAGGAAGCUGUGCGUCGUUGCGCUUUGGUGCAUCCAGAUGAAGCCAGACGAUCGACCGGCCAUGAGCGAGGUGCUAGACAUGCUCGAAGCUGGCAUCGAUGGCCUGGAGAUGCCUCCUGAGCCCUUCUUCUGCGGGGACGAGUAUGCUCCUGCUGCAGAUUCUUCAGUAUUAUCAGAGUUAAGUACAUUAUCGGAGUGAAAUACCUGUACAUCGUAGUUUUGGACCAAAUUUUAUCCCCUAGGCAGCUCAGGUGCGCUCAGCGAGUCAAUAUUUGUGUGCAAUGUGAAGAAGAUACUCUUUUUCUUAAUACAAAGAGGAGACAUCGAAAAUGAUGAUGCAAAUUGUAAAUGUGAACCUAGAGAGAACUGCUUUCUGUAAAAUAAUCCCAUUGGUGCUGUUGUUACUGUUACUGUACAACAUUGAUCCCAUUCAGUUGAAUAUUUGAAUGGCAGUGCAUUGUGCGGUGCUGUAGUAUUUGUUUACCAAAGUGUAUUCUUUUAUGGGUGUAAUUGCACAAAAUUUGCAUGGAUUUGUGGGUUUCAUAUCCUGCGAACGGAUAUGAAACGUUUUGCUGCAGGAGCAAUCAUCAUUCCUGCAACACAUGUAAGUGCAAAACUUUCAUCAUUUCACAACAGAAGUUAACUGACACUCCAUGGAUUGUACACAGGUAGAAGGAGCUGUAUCAUCAAGAAGAAGAACCAAAGGAGAGGUGGAAAUUCUUCUUAUAACCCAAAUCUGCUGCAAUUUGGAGGUCACAAACCCAAAUCUCUUUUUGUUAUAUUAAGUUACACACCCACACAACCUGUAGCGUCGCCCAUAGACUUCUCUCUUCUCUCCUGCGACGCAAGGUUGAUUUUCCUCUCAAACAUUUACACAGAAGGAUUACAACAUGUAAUAAAACAUUUACGUAGUAUAUGAAAUAGAUUUUAUGUACCAUUCAAAAGAAUGUUACCGGCAUUUAAAAAAUA
This is a messenger RNA of Triticum dicoccoides, 1307 nucleotides long. Its product is annotated as rust resistance kinase Lr10-like. The transcript has a single exon. Gene Ontology annotation, biological process: protein phosphorylation. Gene Ontology annotation, molecular function: protein kinase activity; ATP binding. The annotation marks the transcript as partial. NCBI's taxonomy places the organism in Eukaryota, Viridiplantae, Streptophyta, Magnoliopsida, Poales, Poaceae. The record is from RefSeq and is a predicted model, not a curated record.